This is a messenger RNA of Columba livia (rock pigeon), 25339 nucleotides long. RefSeq names its product ubiquitin specific peptidase 25 (gene USP25). Gene Ontology annotation, molecular function: cysteine-type deubiquitinase activity; protein binding; proteasome binding. The transcript is spliced from 35 exons. The coding region runs from base 185 to 3538 and encodes 1117 amino acids. The record is from RefSeq and is a predicted model, not a curated record. Gene Ontology annotation, biological process: protein deubiquitination; regulation of proteasomal protein catabolic process; proteasome-mediated ubiquitin-dependent protein catabolic process. NCBI's taxonomy places the organism in Eukaryota, Metazoa, Chordata, Aves, Columbiformes, Columbidae.
GGCCGCCCGCCUCGGCGGCCCGCCCGCCUGGCGGUGACUCGGGCUCCCCCUCCCGCCCCUCCUCCUCCUCCUCUGCCGCCGCCUCCUGCUCCGCUCGCCCAGCCUGGGCCCGGCCCAGCCGCUGCCGCACGGCGCCGCCGCCGCCCGCCGAGCCCGGGGCGCAGCCGGGAGCCGCGUGGGGGCCAUGACGGUGGAACAGAACGUGCUGCAGCCCGGCGGCGCCGCCAAGCACCAGCAAACAUUUUUAAAUCAGCUGAGGGAGAUCACUGGUAUCAAUGACAUCCAGGUACUGCAACAGGCACUGAAGGACAGCAAUGGUAAUCUGGAGUUGGCUGUGGCUUUCCUCACCGCAAAGAAUGCCAAGGUUCCCCAGCUAGAGGAGGCGACUUACUAUCAAACAGCCCUUCCUGGAAAUGACAGAUACAUCAGUGUGGGCAGCCAGGCAGACAGCAAUGUGAUUGAUCUCACUGGAGAUGAUAAAGAUGAUCUUCAGAGGGCAAUUGCCUUGAGUUUGGAGGAAUCAAACAGGGCAUUCAGGGAGACUGGAAUAACAGAUGAGGAACAAGCCAUUAGCAGAGUCCUAGAAGCCAGUAUUGCAGAAAAUAAAGCAAGUUUAAAGAGGACACAUCCAGAGGUGUGGAGUGACUCUCCCAACCCAUACGAUCGAAAGCGGCAAGACAACUGUCCAGUGGGGUUAAAGAAUGUUGGCAACACGUGCUGGUUUAGUGCUGUCAUCCAGUCAUUAUUUAACCUACUGGAGUUUCGAAGACUAGUUUUGAAUUUCAGUCCUCCUGCAAAUGCUCAAGACUUGCCCCGAAACCAAAAGGAACAUAGGAAUCUGCCUUUCAUGCGUGAAUUGAGGUACCUAUUUGCACUUCUAGUUGGUUCCAAGAGAAAAUAUGUUGACCCAUCAAGAGCGGUUGAAAUCCUUAAAGAUGCUUUUAAAUCAAAUGAUUCCCAACAGCAAGAUGUUAGUGAAUUUACACACAAAUUAUUAGAUUGGCUAGAGGAUGCCUUCCAAAUUAAAGCUGAAGAGGAGAGGGAUGGAGAGAAACCAAAGAACCCAAUGGUGGAGCUGUUUUAUGGACGAUUUCUAGCAGUAGGUGUGCUUGAAGGUAAAAAAUUUGAAAACACAGAAAUGUUCGGCCAGUAUCCACUCCAGGUUAAUGGCUUUAAGGAUCUGCAUGAGUGCCUAGAAGCUGCAAUGAUUGAAGGGGAAAUUGAAUCUCUCCAUUCAGAAAACUCUGCGAAGUCUGGUCAGGAGCACUGGUUCACUGAGCUUCCUCCUGUCUUAACUUUUGAGCUAUCAAGAUUUGAGUUUAAUCAGGCUUUGGGGAGACCAGAGAAGAUACACAACAAAUUAGAAUUUCCUCCAAUUUUGUAUCUGGACAGGUAUAUGCACAAAAACAGAGAAAUAACGAGAAUUAAACGGGAUGAAAUCAAGAGACUCAAAGAAUACCUCACAGUUUUACAGCAGAGAUUAGAACGAUAUUUAAGCUAUGGUUCUGGUCCUAAACGAUUCCCCUUGGUAGAUGUCCUGCAGUACGCCUUGGAGUUCGCCUCUAGCAAGCCAGUGUGCACGUCUCCCGUCGAUGACCUGGGUGCUAGUGCCCCUGCCAGCGGCACGCUGCCGGCCCAGACCUCCCCCAGCACAAUAGAGCAGCAGGGGCCCUCAUCUUCAGAUGUUCCAAGCACAUCUCCUGUACAAAGAUCAGUAAUACAUAAACCGUUCACACAAUCACGAAUCCCUCCUGACCUGCCAAUGCAUCCGGCACCAAGGCACAUCACUGAGGAAGAGCUGUCUGUCCUAGAAGGCUGUUUACAUCGCUGGAGGACUGAAGUAGAGAAUGACACUAGAGAUUUACAAGAAAGUAUAUCUAGAAUACAUCGGACAAUUGAAUUGAUGUACUCUGACAAAACAAUGGUUCAAGUUCCUUAUAGGUUGCAUGCUGUGCUAGUUCAUGAAGGUCAAGCUAAUGCAGGACACUAUUGGGCAUAUAUUUAUGACCACCACCAAAAGAGAUGGAUGAAAUACAAUGAUAUUUCUGUGACAAAGUCAACUUGGGAAGAGUUGGAACGGGAUUCUUUUGGUGGUUACAGGAAUGCCAGUGCAUAUUGUUUAAUGUAUAUCAACGAUAAGGAACAAUACUUGAUACAAGAGGAGUUUAACAAAGAAACGGGACAGAUCCUUGUUGGAAUGGACACGCUACCUUCUGAUCUAAGGGAUUACGUCAAGGAAGACAAUAAACGUUUUGAAAAAGAGCUUGAAGAAUGGGAUGCAGAACUCGCUCAGAAAGCACAGCAGGAGAAGUUGUUAUCUCAGAUACCUAGGGCACCAGCACCCUCACCUGCUCCAGUUCAAGCAGGAGAACCAGAAUAUUUAGAACAGCCAUCAAGAACUGAUCUUUCAAAGCACUUAAAAGAAGAUUCCGUACAAGCAAUCAAUAAAGCUUUAGCUGAACAAGAAGAUAGAGGUCCGGAAGCUAUAAUGGAUUCGAGCUCUGAUAAUGGCCCAGCUCAACCAGCUCCUAACCAGCGAGUUGUAGAGGUGGCGAUUCCUGAUGUAGGGACUUUUGUGAUUGAGUCAGAGGAGGGGGGUUAUGACGAUGAGGUCAUGCUGACCCCGAACAUGCAAGGUAUUAUCAUGGCUAUAGGUAAAGCCAGGAAUGUUUAUGACAGGUGUGGGCCAGAAGCAGGGUUCUUUAAGGCAAUUAAAUUGGAAUACACACGACUUCUAAAAUUAGCCCAGGAAGAUCCACCGCCUGAAUGUGAUUACCGUUUGCGUCAUGCAAUUGUUUACUUCAUCCAAAACCAGGCACCAAAGAAGAUAAUUGAGAGAACAUUACUGGAACAGUUCGGAGAUCACAAUCUUAGCUUUGAUGAAAGGUGCCGUAACAUAAUGAAGGUUGCUCAAUCUAAACUUGAAAUGAUAAAGCCAGAUGAAGUAAACAUGGAAGAAUAUGAGAGAUGGCAUCAAGACUAUAGAAAUUUCAGGGAAACAACCAUGUUUCUCAUGGUAGGACUGGAGUUUUUCCAAAAAAAGAGCUAUAUGGAAGCCUUGCUCUACCUUAUCUAUGCUUACCAGAAUAACAAAGAACUCUUGUCCAAAGGCCCGUACAGAGGGCACGAUGAAGAGCUGAUAUCUCACUACAGACGAGAAUGUUUGCUAAAACUAAAUGAACAUGCUGCAGCACUCUUUGAAUCAGGAGAUGAUCAGGAAGUAAACAAUGGCCUGAUCAUUAUGAAUGAGCUUAUUGUCCCGUGUUUGCCAUUACUACUGGUGGAUGAAAUGGAAGAAAAAGAUAUUGUUGCUGUGGAAGAUAUGAGAAACCGUUGGUGUUCCUAUCUUGGACAAGAAAUGGAACCUAACUUGCAAGAAAAGCUGACAGAUUUCCUGCCAAAACUGCUAGAUUGUUCUACAGAGAUUAAAGGUUUCAAUGACCCGCCAAAGUUACCCUCCUACUCCACACACGAACUGUGUGAAAGAUACGCCCGAAUUAUGUUGUCACUCAGUCGAACUCCAGCCGAUGGAAGAUAAAUCCUGCAACCUUCCUAAGCACAUUGUAUAAACUUUUUUAGUUCUUAAACCUUGCCUUCCUGUCACAGGGUUUGCUUGUUGCUGCUAUAGUUUUUAACUUUUUUUAUUUUAAUAACUGCAAAAGAAAAAUGACUGUACAAACUUUAGCCAGACUGCAAAACAGUUAAAGCUGAGAAUCGCAUGGCGCUCAGUUGUUUCAACCAGAAUUGGUGCAACAUGCAAGUCUGAUCAUUACGGCAAAACUGCUUUUUUGCCACUUAUCUGUUACAGUAUUACUUUGCUUUUAUCUUGAGAUCCUUUACUUUAUCAACAGCUGUCUGGAUCAUUUUGUGACUGCAACUACUUUAAGUGUCCAGUACUGUGUAAAUACAUGGUACUUGGUAGCUUGUAAAUGAAAUGAAAGAAUAAAGUUUUAUUUAUGGCUACUUCUGUGUUUGCAAGCAGAUACCUUGUAUAUUAGUGUAAAAUACGGGUAUUUUUAGAAGAGGUACAGCAUAUUGAUGGGUUACUCAAUUUUAUAGACAAGAUUCUUCAGGAUUUAUGGCCAGUUUAGUUGCAGGUAGUCAGAGAUUACUGUAUGUGAAUAUAUUGGAAAAACUGUCACAGUAUUAUACGCUAUGUUUUUUUGUAAAUUCUUUACUGAUCUGUAUGAUACUACACCUGAACACUUUUGUGUGUGUGGCCAUGCCAAGUCUUUUCUGAUAGUAGGGACUGGCUUCUGAAGCAAAAUAAUAACGGCACCUUCCUUCUGUUCUUAGAAAAAAAUUAGAAGAAGAAAAAAGUAUUUUCAAUAGAAAUAUAUUACACCCUCUGAGCAAAAUUUCUAGAAAUUGAUCUAAGUAGAGGAAAUAAAGAUUUUUUUAAAAAUGGAAUUUGUGAAGCUUAAGAAUUAAUCCUUUUUUAAAAAAACUUGGUAUUUUAGUCAUGUAAGUGACCAGAAAUAAAACAUUAUUGAAAUUCCUCACUCGAAAUGGGUUGCUAUUGUUGCAACAAAAUAUCUCAGAAAUCUUUUGUCUGCCCUAAUGAAAUUUCUAUUGCAAGUGAAAGAAAAGAUCUGUAGGGCUUUUUUGGUAGAACUGAAAUACUGUCUGCUUUUAAUGAAGAAACUUAAUUAUUUUGUGGAAAAAGAAAUCUAAUGCAUCUGUAGGUAAUGUCACCUGACACUGUUUUGAUUCCUACUCUUUACAGAGAACUUCAUGUGUUAGAACAGUAAACUAUGUGAAUAUUUGUUUGUAUGUUUUUAUUGGAGCAGCACUCAACUUCUCAUUACCGGCUUUCAGGUCGUGUUUGUCCAAUUAUCUACUAAUGAAAGAAUACAGAGGGGAGGGAAGGAGUGGUGGAGUUCAGACCACCUAGAAAUAUGGUGGGCAUUAAUAUAGACAGCUCAUAUGCAUGAAGAGGCAGAAUUCAGUCUUAGUAUAUACCAGUCUUGAAAGCUGUUCACUCUGGAGAGGUGCUGGAUCACAACAUACAGUGAAUAGAGUGUGGUCUUCAAUUCAGAAUCUUUUUAGGACUGUUUACUGUUUUCAAUAUUGGAGCGCUUCAUACUUUGUCAAACUAUCCUUUUUUUAAGAAUAUUGAACUCAUACAAGUGCCAUACUGCUCAGGAGUCUUUUAUUAGGUCUGAAAUUAUUGUUGUGUGAAAUAUCUUUCAAGGAAAAGUAUAAUAUGAAAAGGGUGAAGAUGCCUUUAAAGAGAUUUCACUUUUUGCAUCUGUUGCGCUUAGCAUUGUGUGUUUUUAAACAAGGUUUUGAACGGAUUGAAUUUCUCAUCUGCCUUUUUCAAUAAUUGUAAAAGCACCUGAAAGUGAAAGAGCAAUUUCAUUUUUUUGGUAACAGGUUUUGAAUUUGAAUGUCUGUGAAAACUUUUAAGGAAGGCUCCCCUCUAACCAUGCAGGAGCCAGUUGCCGUCAUCGUCUGUUUAAUCUUCCACGAUGAACACAAGGGAAAAGGCACUCUUUCUAAGAGGGUUGAGGGGACGCUCUAGGAAGAAUGAAGCUGUUCUAAUGGAGGAUAACUCGCUCUUCCGAUGGCAAGUGUUGUCUUGCUCAUCUUGUAUGAAAUGAGUGUUGGUUAACAGCAUAAGCAGCCAACUUAUGUUCUUGUGCGCUUCAGGUAAGGUAUCUUAUGUGGUGUGGGCAGCUGUUUGUUUGUUGAUUUGCUUCGGUGUCUUUUGUUUUUUGCUAAUAGGAGACGGAACGGGGCUUUCCUUUCUUGCUCCUAAACAGUAUUUGCCUGUUCAGCAAACUGGGACCUCAGAAGAAUAGUCCUAUACUUGUUUGUUUUCUGGAGCUCAAGUGACUCCACUGAAACUCUGGCAUUUAUCACAGACAAAAUUGGGUCAGAAGAGAGCACGGAGGUACUGAACUGAAAAGAGAGAAAUUCAUACUUAAGGAAAAAAAAAAAGUCUCGAGCUACAAAAUUUGUUUUAAGUUGUUUUCUCCACCUAAGGUAAGACUUUUCCUAAGGGAUUUUCCAGCCAAGCUAACAGGAUAUUUCAUACAAAUGUACUAUCAAGUUCUGUAGGAAGAAUAUUAAAUAUAAUUUUUUUAGCUGUGUAACUUCAACUACUUAAAUUCCACCCCCUUCUUCCCCCCGAAAUGCAAACAAGAGCAACCUAAGGAAGGAUCUGUUCCGGUUUGGUCUUAUGGUCAUGUCCAGUCGUGCGAGCUGCUGAGCAUGUUUAGGUAGCAGCAAGAGUGGCAGGAUUUAUUUGUUGUCAUUUUUUUUGCAGGACCCUAAUAUUUGCAUUCUGGUUACCACCAGUUUGAUGAUAAAGCUGAUACAUAGAAAGUUACUAUAUGUAUGACUGACUACUGGUGUGAUGGUGUGAUUUUUCUGAUGUGAAAAAUUAUCACUUUCUAAUUGACAUUUAAGGAAACAAGUAUUAGUAUCUUUGCUAUAGACCAUAUUCCUUAAUUCGAUAAGGGUUUGAAUUUUUCACUGGGCCAAACUGAGCAUGUACAUACAGAAACAGUUCACUCUUAGGAAAUAGCAUUGUGAAGAUGCCUCUGGCUUGGCCUAAAUAUCUUUCAGAACACAUUCGUGUAUUUGCCACUAACUCUUCAUCUUGUGUAAAUCUGAUGUUACUCAGAUCCUUUCUACAAAGAUCCUUCUCUUUUAAAUGCUUUUGUAAGCAAUUAUUUCUGCUCUUGAAUUCACUACCUAAAGUUGUAACACUGUUGCCUCUAACAAUAAAGCAGGUAAGUCUGGGUAGCUAUUGCACAUCUGUCAGUUAUUUUUCAUACCAAAAAAGAAUAAUUAUUGAAAACUUUCUUCCAAACAGCUUUCUGCAAGAGGAGAAUCAUCUUAUUCACACCAAAUAGCACUACAUGUAGCAUUUAACAGUCUCAAUGAAUCAAAGUCUUUUUUAGCAGAGAGGAUAUAGGAGAGAAUACUGGAAAGGACAGGCAGGAUACUGCAGAUGGUUUCUUAUUAUUUUUCUAGUGGUAAUAAUGUUUUAUGUCACGUGCUGCGUACCUGUCUUUUUACCUCUAUGAUGUGACUUCAUUCCUUGAGUUUACUCACAUGUGCAAUUUAAGCACAUCUGCAUUUGCAGGCUCGAUGCCUUAGUCUGCGGGUGUUGUGACCUACACACAUCUUCUAAGAAUGAAUGGGUACCUGGGUAGAGGUUUCUGCAAGUGGGAAGAUAAGGAAGAAGCUGUUCAGCUGUUUCAUCAUCAGGAGAAAGAACUUGACGGACCUCUGGCCAUUAGGCUGUGACUCUGGCAGUGAAUAGCUGAGGUGACCAGUGACCCCUAAAAUAUUUAAAUACAGCAUGAAGCAAAUCAGCAAAACACUUGUCGUUCCAGAUGUUCUGUGGUUUGUGUAAAAUCAAGGAUAUGAACAGAGUCCACAUAGUCCACAUGUAAAAUAUCUGAAUAGAAGCACCUCCAUAAUUUGACAUCUGCACCCUAAUGCUGCAUCCUCAUAGUUGAGGCUAAGCUUAGCAGCAUUUAGAACUGAAGAAUCACAGGACAUCCUAAGUUGGAAGGGACCCACAAGGAUCAUCAAGUCCCAUUCUGGUCCCUGCAUAUGACUUCAGGGCUACAGAUGACAUGUGGCUGAUGAUUUGGCACCUAAGGAAUGCAGCCUUGUGAGGAACCAGUUUUAGGCUACAGCAAAGCAAUGACUCUGUGCUAGAGAGGUAUUAAUGGUUUAAUUGUGCUAAUGAACCUCUUUUUUAUCCCAAGCAUAUAAAAUAAAUCUUUUGUUGAAGGAAACUAUAUAUCUUAAAAGCAGGGACCUUCUGUGGGGAAACCAAACAACAACGGUAUGGGGGAGGGCCAUGGACCUUGACCAUGUGCAGGCUUGGGCAGCAAUCUCUGGAUGCUGUUCAUGGUUGAUAGCACAGGCAGCUCUAUGUUUAGGCUGCUGCUCUGGGUUCAGCAAGGACAAAGUUAAUUUUCACAGGAAGAUGGGAGGGGACAAAGCCAGGACAGCUGACCCAAACUAGCCGAAGGGCUAUUCUACACCAAAUCAUAGAAUAUCCUGAGUUGGAAGGGACCCACAAGGAUCAUUGAGUUCCGUCAUUUGUCACCAGAGAGAAGAGAUCAGCACCUGCCCCUCCUCCUCCCCUUGUGAGGAAGCUGUAGCUGCCAUGAGGUCUCCCAUCAGUCUCUUCUUCUCCAGGCUGAACAAACCAAGUGACUUUAGCUGUUCCUCAUAUGGCUUCCCCUCCAAACCCUUCAUGAGCUUUGUAGCCCUCUUCUGGACACUCUCCAGUAGCUUUAUAUCCUUUUUAUCCUGUGGCACCCAGAGCUGCACACAGUGCUCCAGGUGAGGCCGCACCAGUGCAGAGCAGAGUGGGACAGUCACCUCCCUCGCCCAGCUGGCAAUGCUGUGCUGGAUGCACCCAGGACACGGGUGGCCCUCUUGGCUGCCAGGGACACUGUUGGCUCAUGUUCAACUUGCUGUUGACCAGAACCCCCAGAUCCCUCUCCACAGAGCUGCUCUUCAGCCUCUCAUUCCCUGGUCUGUAUGUACAGCCAGGGUUGCCAUGUCCCAGGUGCAAAAUCUGGCACUUGCUCUAGUUGAACUUCAUGCAGUUGGUGAUUGCCCAGUUCUCCCAUUUGUCCAGAUCCCUCUGCAGGGCCUCUCUGCCCUCGAGAGUGUCAGCAGCUCUUCCCAAAAAAAUCCCUGGUCCUAUUUUAAAUGCAGUAUACAUACUAGUUAAAAAAAAAAAAAAAAAAAAAAGGGAGCAAACAAACAAAACCAUAAAAGCAAACAGAAUACCCCACAUAAAUCUGUCUGAAUGGAGACCUUCUUUUCCCUCCUCUCUUAACAAAACUUUGUGUGGGAGUGUACUACAGCUAUGUGAAGUGUAUUUGACAAAACUAAUAGGUGUUUAAGAGCAUCUCUCAUCACCAAGUAAUUUCUAAGAAUAGCUUGACUUUUGGUACUUCUGAUAUUACAAAUUAUUUUUGUAAAUAUUUUUUAACAAAUGGUAAAAUAUUUAUGUAAAAUAAUUUACAGUACUUUCAGCUGUAUCUUGGGGUGUCAGACACUGCCUUUUGUACCUAAUUUAUUUUAAGAAUUAUUAUUCUAAUUCGACACAUCCCAUAAUAAAAUUGGAUUCUGAAAGUUAAGGACAGACUCUUUAUAAGGUGGGUAAAUCAAAGUUAUUCUGUUAAGAUCCUACUGUUAUUGCUAGAACAUAUAAUUAACCAGCUUCUAAUGAAUUACCACAUCUGCAUAUGGGAAGAAUAAAUCACUGAGAUGGAAAGACCAAGACCUUCUUAAUGUCCUUAUAAAUAACACAGAAAACCUGAAGACUUGCCUGGGUACUGAUGUAAAAGAAAAAUCUAGUUUAAUAUGCUGACCUGAUUCUGUUCCUCUUGAUAACCUUGCUGUAAGGUUUUAAAUCAGAUGGAGCAUAUUUGAGAACCUAAUAGAAUGCAGUAUGGAUAAUGAAGUGUUUUAAAUGAAAUGCAGAAACAUAUUGGUAAUUCUGGGUUUGGGGUUUAUUUUUUGGUGAUUUUUUUUGUUGUUUGUUUUUCAAAAUGGCAAAUCAUUUUAGAUCCUAAGUAUAUAUACAAGAGAGCACGUUUGUUUUGACAUGCUGUCACUCAAAAAGGAAAAACCUAAGUCUUUGUACAUUCAUAUACAUAGGUAUAUGUGUACACACACAUUAUAUUUCAUUGAGGUGAAAGAUAAUGAUUUUUCUCUUAAAAACAGCAGACUACAUUUUAAUAUGAGCUUUAAGAACUUAAUGAUAUUUUCCAGCUAUUACUGCCUCAAAUGACUGCAGCUAUUACUUUCUUCAGGUCUGGUGAAAAGAAAUAUGUUGAAACACAUUUUCUUUAUCUUAAGUACAGCCAUGUUAGGUACAACAGCUUAAAAACAAGACUGAGAAAAUUAAGCUGUCUGUCUCACCAAGCAGUAGUAAAUUUGUGAAGAUGGUGAUAAUGGCAAUGACAGUAGCUCAGAGUAACUGCUUUCUCUGAUACCAAAUGAAGAUGUGCUAAAGCAUUUCCCUUUGAAAUGCUCCCAAAGGUGCUGUUGCUCAAGGGCUGUAGGAGGCAAUCAUUUGACACAAGGACAAGUCAACUGUCUCUUUUGAAGUGCCAAAUCGUACUUUUUAGAGCAGUGUUCUCAAAACGGAAGAUAAAGUCCGGAGUCUUUUGCAAGAGAGCUUCAGUGCAAUCUGCACUUUGGAGAAGAGUCACUGUGGUCUAAAGUGUGAGUGAUAAGGACCUUUAGUGUAGUAAAUGAAAGUGCAGGACUUCAAAGUUCAGUGUUUGCCUUGCAACGUUUGCCAGCUUCUGAUAUCUAGACUCAGAAGUGAGGUUGAUCUUUGCCCUCAAAUUUGCUAAUUUUGUCUCAGAAAUUGAAAUUGUCAGGGAGAAAGCAGACCUCUCUAAAGAUGAAUUCUGGUUUUCAUUUCGACAGACUGCUUCUAGAUAGGAAUUAUCAGGAUAGCUGCACAGCUUUUCAUUUGCCCUGUGUCUGCCUUGUAAGAAUGGAGCUGAUUGGGAAGUUUCUAGUUAAAGAAAUCUGAUCUAAUUCUUAUUCAUUAGAAAUCUUCCUGACCACCCUUUGGGUGGGUGGAAGAAGAGAGAAAGAUAAAGGUUCUUCUGUUAAAGAGCAAAUAACACCAUUAUAAAAGCUCCUGCCAGAAUGCUGAGGUUCAGGCUGAGAUUGCUGUCUCUCCUGUAUGACCAGAGGGUGUCCACCAGCUGUCCAGGCAAGGUCUCUCACUCUUUUUGUACAAAGUGGAAUAGCUGCAGCAGAGCUGGAGGUACUUUCUCCAAAAUAGCUGGUAAUCAAAUUACAGCUUGGGGACCUGGGAGACCAAGGUUCAAACCCCCUUUCUGAAUCACGGAGAAGAAUUUGCUUUUGGAACAACUUGAACACGAAGGUUUAUCUGCCUUGUAAAAUCCCACUUCAAACAGAUCAGAUGCAUGAGUCCGUAUCUCUGAUGGCUGGAGGUGUGCCUAGAGAGCUAGGGUAUUCUGAAAUGGAUUUGGGCUCAUCACUGUGAAUGAACAGCAAACUUUGAAAUCUCUCAGUUUCUGUCCUCAUGUGACGUUAGUUGCUGUUUAAAUAUUGACCUUCCAUGGGAUUUCUCUGUUAGUUUGUAGGGCAGUUUGUAAUAAUACCGUAUAGGUAUUACUCACAGAGCCAAAUGGGUGCAUGACCACAUGCCUCUCCCUUAACUUCUGCCACUUGCAGAGUACUUGCUAAAUGCCUUGCAUUGCUCAAAUCACCUGCAAAGAGUGAAUUAGGAUUGUGUAGCAAGUUGGGCUGUGAGAUCUCAGCUCUCCUGUGGAACAUGCAUGUGUAUGUAAUCAGGGAGAGAACUGGAAAAAGGAGGGAAGUGCAAAAGGAGGCAGUGAAUGAACAAGUUAGAUGAUACCUCAGAUACAGUGUAUUAAAAAUUCACAUCUCUACAAAAUAAGUGUAGUGUCCACUAACUGAACAAAAAAAUGGUUGGCUGAGGAAGGGAUGGCUGUCCAAUGCUGGAUUUCUGUGAAUGGAUUCUUAUUUAUUUCCGUGUUUUUCAUUCACUUCAUGAAUGGGAACCAUUAUCCUGAUCUAGCUCAAUCUGUUUGCAGACAUCCAUGUAACUUCAGACUUGUUCUCUUGUCUUUCAUCAUUUGCUCCUCAUUGCUUUAUUCCUUCAGUGUCCACCCCAGACUUCUCAAUCAAGGUUGCUGCUCCUUGCCUCCUGUCUGUCCUGCCCAUGCUGCUGGCUGUGAAGCAGUGGGAGAAUCAGACUAAAUGAGAUUUGGCCAGGCAAGUGUUCAGGUGUGCUUCAGAAGCAGAGCCAGUGACUGAAAAAAAAACAUAACUACAAUAAUUGCAUUUUUAGUUGCAGAGAAUUCAUAGACCAGUUGGGCUUGCUUGCUUGCUGAGGUAGGCUCAUUUGGAAAAGUAACCUCUAAAUACAACUAGAUGUCAAAAUAUACAACUAGGUGAAAUCAUGUCCUUUACACUUAGAUGAGUGUUUCUUCCAAAGCAUAUUGGAAAAAUGGAUAUAAUAAAUACAAUUUUCUGACAUAUGAGAAUAAAGGAAACAAUGUUAACUGCAUGUGUAGUAUUUGUGACACCAGGAAUGUAACCGGGCCCAGUAUCAUUAGUGUGGCCCUGUGGGUUUGUAACACAACCCCAUGUAGCCUGGUGUUACGUCUCUGACAAUUGUCAGUAGUGGGUGUUUGAGGAGGAGUGUGUAAUGUAUGAGCCUACGGUGAUACUUUCCAAGAAUAUUUUCCUAACCUCCAGCAAUUUGUAGUUCAGGAACUUUAUGAACCAAGGGUAGUGACUUUUCAGUGAAAAAAUGAGUAGCUACACAUUUAGUAUUUGUAAUGAGGGAGUGAAUGCUCGUUUAGCAAAUGUUAUAUGAGCACAUAAAGACUCUCUGUUCAGUCUGUGUAUACAAGUGAAAUGGGGAAUGAAUUUCCCUAUUUCCUGGCUUAUGAAGGUUUUACUUAAGAACAUUUAUACUAAUUUUUAGUUAAGUUCUGCAAACAAGUGGAAAGUCCCAUGCUAAGGAGUGAUUGGACAGAGGAAAUAGAAUAGUGAUAUUUAAAAUAACAUUAAGCAAUAUUCUGGAUGUUGUGAACAGUGUUUCUUAUUCCCAUUGCAACUCUGGUCUUUAAAGGUAAGGAAGUUCUUUUAAAUGUCGUGGCUUUGUCAUUCAUUUUAUAAGUGAAUUGUUUUAGCAUUGCUAGGACAUUUAAUCCAUCAUGUAAGUCUAUCAUAUGAAAGUGAGGAUGGCCAAUUAUUUCUCUUUUAUGUAAUUUUGUUGUAGGCACUGAUAUGCAUCUCUGGAGACUAUUUUCAGGUAGCAUGAAUAGCUGUUCCUUGUAAAAUUUCCUCAUGUUCUGUUUCUGAGAAUCUUCUGGCAAAUAUAUAUCUAUUUUUAGUUAAUCACCUUUAAAAUUUUUAUGUAAAAAUAUUUGACAUAGAAUUUUUUUGUUGUUGUUCUUGAAGAGGUGCAAUAAAAAACAAUAAACAAAUAUUAAGUUUAUUUUGAAGAGGGUGAUUUAGAAAAUACAUAUAAAUUCAGGAAAUCUUUUCUAGAGAUGUCUGGAGAUCCCUCCGGCUUAGCUUAUCUAGAGUCUGGAUCUUAUCUAGCAGUAAGGAGAUUUAUUUCAGGCCUCACCAUGGUGAUUAUAUUUCCAUUAGUUUGUUGUCUAAAAUGUAGAAGUAAUAUUGGAAUUGAAAUGAGGAACCACCUUAUCUUUCCUUCCUACAUGGGAAUGACAAAAGGCCAGAUCCUUAAGUUCCCUCUGGCCGGUGCUCCCACCAGAUCCAUCAGUUUUCAUCUCCUGAUAUUAUACUGGUACAGGAUGGAAAGUGCUCCUGGUGUGCAGGGCGCUCAACUGGAUUAGGUGAGCAGCAGAUGAGGAGGGGGGGUCUAGAACCCAAUUUUUUCGAUGCAUGAGAAAAUGGUCUGAAAAUUAUACCCUCUUCACAAAAGAAAGCUGCUGUCGGCUUCCACUUCUCUGAGUUACACAGGUAGAGAUUCAGGUGUCUGUGCAGAUUUGUUCCUGGGUCAGCCUUUUGAACUUGUGUACUUAAAUUCUACUUCCUGAUUUUUUCCCGCUUUAGGUACCUAAAUUGUCAGUAGAUUUGGCCUUGGGUCUGCUAUGAUAAAUCUUGCUCAUAGACAUAAUGACCAAGUCCCUCUCCUCUCAGACUUUAGUGUCAUCAUGUGGAUGGGUGUAGAUGUGGCUGAUUUAUUUUUGAUUCAUAUGAUUAAUUUCCUUAUUGCCAGAACCUUUUGUGGCUAUUUUAUUUGUGGCUAUUCAGUUUCUGUCAAGGAAAAAUUCUAGACUGAUACAGGAAAACUAUAACACUUACAGACUAGUAAGGUGAUUUAGAUGGUCUGAGGCUGUAGCAUUCACAUUGCCACAGUUAUUUGCCAAUCAACUAUCUUCUCUAAUUGGAGUAUAACAACCCUGGCCCCUGGCUUUGCAACAUCAGUCUCUGGCCUUUUCUUGAACUCUCUCAAGAAUUGUGACUUUUCUUUGAACUCUCGGCUUUUAGUUCCACUGACCCUAUUGCCCAUUUAUAACUGGCAUGCUAUUUAUCACUCUCGGGCUUAGAAAUAUGGUUGGAGGAAAAGACUCGAGUGCAAUCAUUCACAUCUAUGGUCUCUUUGUAUUUGGACUUCACAGUUUCUGUGUAGUGUAACUGAUAGGGAGAGAUUAGUUACAAAACUGUAAUUCCAUUGAAGGAUUGUGAUAAUACCGUACCAUAAAAUGUAUAUGAUGCUCAAGAGGUUUGACAACAUUGGGGUUCUGAGAUUAAGUUACAGCAUCUACUACUAGUCUCUGUCAGUAUCUGUUUUAGAAGAGGGUUUUUGUGUAACCCCAACGUAAAAUAUAGGAUAUUCUGUAAGUCAGGAAACUUGCUGUUGCGUUAAUCUUCCCAGAGUCCCAUUAAUAGUUAAACUAUAGCAUGAUGUAAACCAGAUUUGGUAUAAAAAGACAUAAAUAUUUACUGUGAUAUGCUACAGGGAAAUUUUCUGUACUGACUCCUGACAAGGUCUUGGCAUUUCAGACUGAAUUGGGGCUACUUUGGCAUUUUAGCAGUUCUGUGUUCUGAAAAAAAAGGCAGCAUGUAAACCUAUCGAAAAGAGUUAUGGUGUACUGGUGAGCCUAGAGUUUAAUUCCAGGAAAAAAAAAAUCAAUGUGUAUUUUAAAACCCGUGUUGGGUUCUGAUGUAGGAAGGAAGACUGCAGACGUUCCUGAGCCCUUUUCUUAAUGUCUGCCUUCUGUGUGCUUUUUAGGAUAGAGAAAUAUUAAGUUCCUGUGAAGAACUCAAUUUAUGUCUGACAAGCAAUAAUACAAAAUAUUUUGGACUAUAUGUCAAAUUUCACAGUACACUUGUGCCAAAGGUUCUGACAACUGCCCUUGCAUUUUCAAAGUAACUUUUCUGGUUACUGUAAAACACAAACCCCUCUCUCAUGUUACUUGUUGUUAGUGAAAAUUUUAUGAAAACUUACAAAGUCAUUAGAAGGCAAAAAGCAUGUGGUAAGAGACGAACUGUCUUAAGGACCAAUUAGCCACAAAGUCUCAAGCCACAAGAAAAGACUGAAACAGGAAAAACUGUAGAUGUAACGUUUUUUUCAGCUUUGGAUCCCCUAUGCAUAUAGGCACUUUUUUGAAAUUGUGAUUAAAAUGUCUAAUGUCCAGAUGAGACAUGAGGCUGGAGAGCUGUUUUUUUGUUGAUGUGUGUGUGUGUUGUUUGUUUGUUUUUUUUUUCUUAUUUUUCUUCUUUUAUUCUCAUUUUCAGCAUUUCCCAUUACCUAACUCUAAAUACUUACAUGCCGAUGUUCAAACUUUGCCUCCUCAGUAAGGUGGUUCUCUCCAAUCAUAUACUGAAGUGCCUAACUCUGGGGAGAAAGCUUUGUCUCCUCACAAAGAGAUCUGAAUUUCAUGUAUUGUUUGUAGAUCUAGCCUUAUGUUAAGCUUUCCAGUAAUUACCAUUUAGAAGAAAAAAAUGUUCUGGUAUCCUAGUACAGCCAUUGGCUAGGGUGCAAUACCACUUAUGUUUAAUUAGUAGAUAAUUAGUCAUUAGUAAUUGUAAAUGUUGUAUAUACUGGAAGCUUUUGCAACCAACAUUGUGUUGGAAAGGUUUCAAUUUUCAUUCAUUCAGGAUAAAGUACUUUAGCCACUUUAUUUCUGCAUUCAAACUUAGUACUCAAAUGAAGCCCUGUAAAUCUUUUUUUCCCUUCAGAGGGGAAAAUGUAAAUGACAUGAACCAGCCACCAUUAGAUCUUUUAAUGCUGGCUUGUUCAAGAUGAUGUAGUUUAAACAGUGAUUCAUAAAUCAGGUGUGUUUUACUGUCGUUUAAAAUACUACAUUUGGUUUUAAAGCAAAGACAUGUAAGGAAGGGAAGAUUAUUCUGGUUUAAAUGUAGACAAAAAUUGGUUAAUUGUUUGUUUCUUGCAUCAUUUACUGGAAGCUUCUCAGGCAUUUCCUUGUUCCCUAAAGUGUUGCUCAGCAGUUUUUAGUUCAUAUUAUUUUAAGUUACUCUUUCACAAAGAUUAAGACAAGAAUUUUGCUGCAAGCUUCAGUAGAUGUGUUUUGGAGCUUUUGUAUGAUGAGUAAAACAGGGCUGGUAUUACACGUCCAUAGAAGAUGACACCAUAGCCUAUUGAAGAAAAGAAAAAAACAAAACCCAAAAAAUGACAACAGCAAACCAACCAAUCAAAACAAACAAAGAAACAAAAAGCAAACAAGAAGAAAAUGAAAACGGUACUUCUAGAGAUUAGAAACAGGAUGUUAAUUUCUUUUUGUGGAUGAUCCAUUGACAAUUUGAUGAAGUUAUGUAAAAGAUGGCUCUACAAAAGAGAACUGAUUUUCUAACUCUGCCUCUGUAACAAAGAAUUAUCUUCUGUAUAAAAAGCAUGUGCACGUAUUUUAGAGCUAGCUGGGUGAAGUGGGUUUUAUUUUUUCCUUAACAAUUCAGAGAGCACUGAGAAGCAGUCUGUGUCUUGUAGGGAUAUAACAUCAAACUCUAAAGAUAACUUCCACACAUGCUCUUUGGUUUGAGGGUAGCAUUAGCUUUUUGUUCCUGAGAUGGUAAACCCGAAGGGAAUUUCCCUCCUGAGUGUGCAGAAGGAAAAAUUGGGACAAUUAAGUUGCUUGUCUUUAUAGUUAAUUUUUUCCUCAGUGGGUUAUGAAAAAUUAAAUAAUUAAAAUUGGACUAUAAAUAAUCUACUGAACUUGCUCUGCUGAGAGGUGCAAUGUUGUCCUUCUCAGUAGGAGGACAAUUUAUACUGUAAAUAAAAUGAGCUCAUUCUGUUGUCCAGGGCCCGAAGGGCCAAGUGGGAAAGGAGGGACUAGCGCAAGCUGCACAGCGGUAAGAUCCAACUUUAAUUUACCAAGCCUAGCCUUGCUUCUGUGGCUUCACACAUUUUAAAUAAGCCUUAUCUCAGUGUGUACAUGUGAAUUUAUUGAAUAAACUGCCUAUCUGGUGAUAUGUUUGGGGUUGGUUUGUUUGUUUUUUAAUAUGGUUUAUGUGAUCUGUAAUAGACACUGUUACCCCGUUCCCUCAGAUUUGAAAAAAAAAAAAAAAAUAGUGGCUGCUGAUGCUGUUUUUUAACGUGCUUUUUUAUUAUUGUGUUCUUCAAAUUUGAAGUUCAGGAAAAAAUCUUGUAUUUUAGUGACAGCAAAAUGCCCACAGCUUAGAUUCUUUCAAAAAGGGAAAAUGCUUCAUGACAUGAAUGUAAUUUACCUUCUUAACAUUCUCUGUACAGUGCUCUCGGGUCUGUUUGCUUCCCGUGUACUUUCAACCCCUCUGAAAAUGCCUCAAGGUCCCACUUGAUAAACACCCAUGAGCCAAAGUGGACUGAACCUCUUCAUGGUGGUCAGAAUGGUCUGCAAAUUGAUGCAUCUGAGUGUUCAAAAAGACCUGUAAUUUCAGAUUAGAUGAUAUUUUCACUGCUUAGAAAUAUGUGGACAUCUUAAGGAUUAAUUUUUGGCAGAUCUCUACUUCUGAGCAUUACAGAACAUGCAAAUUCAGUCAUGGAAAUAAUGUUUUGAAAGGUGGUACCUUGACUGGAAGAAAGAUUUGGUUUUACUUCAUUAUCAGCUGCAUCUGUGAGAAUCAUAUGGGAAGGUGUGAGAAGGAGAUACAUCUUUAAGGAAUAAAAAGAAGAAGAAGAAAAACAAAACAAUAGUGAUACACCUGCUGGUCUUUUUUCAUAGUUUUGCAACUUGAAGAUAUGACUGAUUUUGACAUGAUUUUUAAUUUUUAUUUUUUUAUGGAAUGCUUAGAAAGGUUGGAUAAUUUUCCUUUAGUCAAGUUCUACAAUUAGAACUGCAUUUCUUUAGAAGCUUCAUGUCCUAACUCAUCCUGAGGAGGAAACAGAAGCUUUAAAUAAAAUAGCACAUGUCUAAAUAUACAUCAGGAAAGAGUGGCUAGUAUGUGUGUUAUAGCGUUACAUAGAAAUAAUGGGAAAAUUUGUCCCCUUGAAACUGUAAGCAUUGUCAGCUUUAAGUUGCCCACAGAUUUGCUCUUAGAACCAUUCUAUGCUUACCUUGAAUGUCCUUAUAGCUAAUUAUAGUCUCUGUCCUGUGAGCUAUACUGAAGUUCACACCGAUUUCAUGAUUGAAUGUAUUGACCUUGAAUGUUUAAAUUAGAGCUACAAAAGUGGUCUCAACCAUCUUGCAAAGUCAAAGUCUUUGAAAGCCUCGCAGCGUUUCAGACUAGCCUGAAAUGUGUUACAAGGCCGGAGGUCCAUGUUGGCUCAUGUGCACCCUUUGGCCAAGUAAUGCUCUGCAAGCUCAGAGGUUUUGUCUUUUCUAGUCUCAAGAACACAGACAGUCAUUGGCACGUGGCUUUUUGUCACCAAGUCAUAAUUGCCAAAUAGUACAACAUUUAUCAUUAACGCACAUUGCUUCUGGAAGAAUAUACAGCCAUAUUUAGAAAGCCUUUUGCUCCCCUCUAAAAUGCAGUUACAUGUAUGGAGAAUGUUGUUGUUUGUCGUUUUGUUUUGUUUUUUCUUUUUUUUUUUUUUUUUCUAUAGCAUAUAUUCUGUAACCAGUUUAGAAUUAUGAAUCUUCUGUGCCAAGACUGAAACAAUUUGUCAAUUUCCACUGUCAAAACAUUCUGGUUUAUUAUAUGCCUUGUAUAAUUUCCUUCAUAUCUAGUAACUGUCUGUUAAGAAACGGUAACGUAUAGAAUGGACUGGAGGUUUAUUUUUAUUGUAGUUGUGCUUAAAAACUCCAGUGAGAAUUAUGGGUCUGCUGUCUUGCUUUCCCUAUGCGUGAAAAGAGACGAAACUUGAGCCUCUAUUAAUCUAAUUACACAAGAAGAAAUUAGCGAUCAAAUUUUCAGGACCUCAACACAAGGACUUGAAGUGAUUAAAACCUCACAAUUACAGCUGCUGAACCAUCAGCCCUUAAGUAUCCCUGUGGCAGUAGGCUGCCCAUGGAUGCCCACUCUGUUUCAUUCACCAAAUGGAUAUUUAACAAUUUUGAAGAUACAGGCUGAGGUUUUUGACUUCUAUAUAUUGGGAAAUCCACUCCUACUUGAUUUAACAAAAAUAACCUAAGAGAUCUUUGGCAGAGGUGGGAAGAAUCUCACUGACUUACAAUGCAGCUUAAGAGAGCUUAAGGCAUCUCUUCUCUCUUUUCUGCAGGUUUUAUGUGUGCUUUAAAUCCAUAGCAUGAUCAGUGAAUGGUUGGAAAAUAUUUUUUAAGCUUGGGACUCCUGCUGGUAGAGGACCACUCUAGGACAUAACCCUUAUCUUAUUUUAGCAGCUAGUAUAUAAAGAACUGUGGUUUGGCUUCCAGCUUUGGGUUUCGUUGUUUCAACUUGAAAGAAACAUUUCAUAUUUAAAUAUGAGAUGCUGUCCUUUUUUUUUCCAAAGUUGUUUGUCACUUACAUUUCAAGUAUAAGUAGCACCGUUUCAUUAAGCUGAUCUGGUAAGGAACAGUCAUCUAUGCCUUGCCCGUCUUACCAUUACAAAGGCAAAAAACCUCACCCACAAACCAAAAAAACCCCACCACCCUUGGAAAUAAAAGGCAUAACUUUGAAUGAAAUGCUUGUUAGGCUUCAGAAGUCUUUGUAUUAAUCUCUUUGCCAUCAAAUAUGAAUUUUGGCACUAUCGUGGGAACAACUUUCAUGUCAAUAUCAUAAUUAGUAGCAGGAUUUUAUUAUAUUCUGUAUAAACAAAAGAAUGUGUUGCCUCUUAAUAAUCUCUUGUUUUUCUUGUAUGUUCACCCCUACAUUCUUCUCUUCUGUAGAAUUUUUAUCUUGUAGACUGUGAGAUUCUUAUCUUCACAAUACCCUUGUGUAAGCAAGUUGGCUGCAUCACACUUAUAAAUAGGGAGGGAUGAAGCAGAGUCUCUGAAUUUCCUGAGCUUCUCUAGUAUGACUCUUGGCUAAAACACUCCUGCCAGAUUUGUAAAUUUUCAGAAAUGUAAUGAAGAUCAAGUUGAAAACAGUUUUAGGGGUAAACGAUUUUGAAUAUUAGAAUAGUCCUAAAAAUAAAAAUUUUCUAAACUAUAAUGCAUUUCUGUCAUCAUUGCUUGUUUUUCUUUCAUCUUAAAUAUCGGUAUUCAAAAGUACGUACAGAUUGAAUAAACUGUUGGUCAACACAGUUAAUUUUAGCUUCUUAUUGAAAAUGUCUAUAUUUUGAAACUUUGUGCCUAUAAGCAGUGACUUGCAAGAGAGCUCAAUAUUUACAUCUUUAGAAACCCUGUUGCUGUUCUGCAGUGGAGAAACUUUCAGUUCAAGAGCUGCUGUUCUUGCUUUUUUUUAGUACUAGAUUCACUGAUGUUUCUGCAGGUUUGUUAGAUUUGUUACAAGGUCUCAUGUUGUAAUUUUAAAGAGGUGAAAAGAAUCAAAACCAAAGAUGUGCAUGAUGUACUUACUUGAACUCUCUUUUCCUGUAUUUUCAAGUAUUUUCUGAUUUAUUUAAUAAAACCAGGUAUUGUAGUUGAUGCUAGGAAUUCUGGCUUCUAGAUAUGCAGCCAUGCUUUCUCUCUGCACCUGUUCUGAAGUAUUACAUAGAAUUUAGUUCAAAAGAGCUUACAACUGUUGAAAUUCAAAAUCUCCCUUUAUUCUACCAGGUCACUUCUGUUUUAUGUCACUGAGGUUUUGUGAAAAUACAUCUUCUGCUUUCUAGAUGAUAGCUGAAGAGCUGAGUUGAUACAGGCUGUAGCAGUUCAAGGCCUAUUUAGAAAAGUCUGAGCCUUACCUCCUUUUCUAUUCCAGCAAAUGUGACUGUGAAGUGUCACUGAGUAUAAAAAUGAAUGAAGAAUUGGGGAAAAUGUGUUUUAUUUUCCAAAAUGUAAAUACUAUCAAUUCAGUCUGAAACUUAGAAGUGAAAUUGCUUUUAAGUAUCUUUCUUCUCUUGUUGUGUUGCAUGCAGGAAAAUCUUACUGUGGGUAGAUUCUUGAGAUUCUUCAGCUCACAAAGCCUGAGAAGGCACAUGAACACUUUGCCGUAAGAGAUGGUCCCUCUGUUUAUGAUGAUACUGGAUUGUCAGUCACUUGAGUGCUUGGAUAGACUUCAGCUAAUAGAGCAUGAAAGGCACCACCAGAAACAUGCUUGUUUUUAAAAACACAUGGAUUUAGCACCUGCCCCUACUCCAUUAGAAAUCUUGUGCCGUAGCAUAACACUUGUGUGGCCAGCUCAAACCAUAUGCACCUCCCAGGUAUCCCAUAUCCUAGAUGUCCCAGCUCCCCAGUGGCCAGGUGUAUCCCUUAGUGCAUCACCUGUGAGAGAGCCUCGUGAUGCUCCAAGUCACCUUGUGUGUAGCAAGAGGUGAAAAGCCUUCCUUCUCACCUAGAUCAGCAGAGGGUUGAGAGGAGAGUGAAGCUGAGCCAGUGCUUGUGUUUUCGCCUUGAGGCUUUCUUGCUUCUGGGGUCAGAGGCGAUGUGUGUGGAAACGCACCACAGGGCUGCUGCCUGUGGGUCCGUGGAUGUGUAUGAGCUGAACAUCAGGUGUCCGUAGCUAGAUCCUACGGUGUAUGGAGCUGCUCCCAGAUGUAUGCUCCUCCUACAUGUUCAUUGUGCCCUCUGGAGUGGCUUGUGGCUCUGUAGAGAAUGGCAGAUACGAUCUCCCUACUGUUUCCCUUGCAGAAAAAUGUUUUGCUUUGUCUUUGUUUGCCAGUGGGUUCCUACAGGCAUUGCUGUCUCUGGAGUACAAGGGGAAGAGGCAUGCAGACUGAGCUGUGUCCUUGGUGGUGUUGGGUUGGAUGUGGGUGGCUGAAGACAUAAUUUUAUGUAAGAAAUAGCUGUUGUGGAUGAAACUAACAGAGAAAGAAUCAAGGGUGACUAUUUUUUUUGGUUGCUUGCCAUUUGGGGUAUUGUUUUGUUUUCUCCCAUUGGUAAACAAAGGGACAACCAGAGAAACAUGGGUCUCUUUGACCCUCUCUUUCUGGUGUUCUUACAAUAACCCGUCAAAACGGAAAUUGUAUUAUUCUAACAUAAUAAUCACUUUAUUUUUGUAUUUCACAUAUUUUCCUAUGCUUUCUUUUCAAUUAGACCUAAAAUCUUUUGGAUUUAGAUUACAGGUCUUGCAGGGUAGUAGUUUAUUAAAUACGACACUGAAGGACUGUAUAUAUUCUCCUGAGGCCAUUAUGAGGUAACUAAAUACUAUAAUCCCUAGUUAUGUGAUGGAGAAAUAGAGUCACAGACUUGUCCAAAACUGUAAAGUAUUUGGUAUGCUACAGAGUUGGAACACAGAAGCUUUCUUGGCUUUAUGCCCCAGCCACCAGUAAAUAAGGCUGCUUCUCGUUAGACAUUAAAUAUAACUUGAGCUUUUGAUUGAGUACCGAGGGAGAACCCUGCCCUUGAUUUAAAGAUGCAUUUAGUAAGAAUGUGUUCUUCCAUAACUAUUUAUAUCAAGCAGAUUUAUCACCUUAUUUACUGUAAGAAGGAAGUGGGCAUGGGAAAUGCUCCAUAACUUUUAAUGGCAAGAAGGAUAUCCCCCUGCCCUGUGGUUCAGCCUUCAUAGUACUAGAUUUGCCUUUGGAGGAAAAUGCAGUGUUUGGGUGUGCACCAAUACGAGCUCUUCCAAGCAUGUGCCAUUGAAAUAUUAGGUUGCAUCCAGUCGUUCCAUUCUGUUAAAAUAAUGCUGGUUUUAGUGCUAUUCUUGCCAAAUACCCCUAUUCAGAAAGGCUUCUUGCUCUCUGCCGAAGCUUUGUUUUCUUCAGUUUCAUCACAGCAGGCCAAAUACUAGUUUUUCUGACAAGUCUAUGUGCUUUGCUAUAUCAAGACUUUGUGUUGUUGCAUAGUCAAGACGGCUUCAGGUGUCUUUGAUUAAUAGCAUGUGGGAUACACAUUUCCUUGUGUAGUUUGGGACACUGAUUUUGGCUGCACAGUAUGUUAUGUAUUUCAGUCCCUACUGAAUCUUCCCUUUGCUGUUCCUCACGUUCAUCUGCCUUUGCUUGUGUUCAGGGACAAGAUUUAAAGGAGGGUGUUGUCUGGGAGGCCACUCUAGGAGGUUCCAAUAAGACUAAUGCCUUAAGCGACACUUACUAAAUGAAGUUCGUCAUUGUUUUAUCCAAAAAAGCUAUGUGAAUUCAGCAGAGGCAAAGACGGUUGCUAAAUGCUUAACCGUAAGAGCUAGACAUAGAGGAAGGUAGGUCUUCUCAAACGUGUCCCUGGAGCUACAGUCGUUUGUACCAGCUGAGAUCUCACCCAGUAUAUACUGAUUUUGCAAGAGGAAUCCCAGCUGGAACAGUGAGCUCUGGCUUUCCAUGUAUCUGAUGCAAGUGGAGUAGAGCAAUUCUAAAUCUGGCUCAUCUUUAGCAAUUGCAGUAGCAAACACCAAAAUUGCUCAAAACAUAGAACAGUCUUAUGAACCUCUCACAGACUUGUUAUGUAGUUCUUAUGUACUGAGAAAAGUAGUGAGCCUGAAUAUAACCAUUCCAGGAGGUUUGAUGUUGCUUUCAAUGUGUUAGUAAAUGAUGUGGCUGGGUUGAAAUGCAAAAUUACAAAUUUCAAUUGCAGUUUCCAGGCUGGAAGUUUUUCUAACCUCCUCCAGGUUUUGCCGUAGCUAAAUUGUGCAACAUUUGUGAUUUCUGGUACAAGCCCACAAGGGUUAAUCGUUCCUUUAUAAGUAGAGAUUUUACCACAAGAUAAUUUUCUCCCCUUUUUCUGAACGUUGCUUUGAAUUUCAGAUUAAUCCUCUGAAUACCAAGGGCCUUAGGAACUCAUUACAUGAUAUGAAUGUUUGUACCUAUUGUGACACUGACUCCUAGUCUAUUAUAUUUCUAUUACCUUAAUGGGCAUGCCAAAAUUAAUAUGCAUGUCCAUUUAAAAAAAACCCUCAGAUUAAAAGCAAGUGCAUUUAGUAAAUCCUAUAUAGUCAUAGAAGAUAUGAACCUAUACAUAGCCAUAGAAGAUAUAACCUUCUACAUAGCCAUAGAAGCGAGCGUGUUGGAACAUUGCAAAAUAUUUUUUGUUUUGUCCUCUUGAGUUGUUGGUAGUAUUGCAAAUCUCCACUACUAUUCCCUGUAGUGCCUCGUAAUUAAUGUUGAAAAGAUGCUGGGAAAUACUUGUUACAUCUCUCAAUGAUGUGUUGUUCUGGGUUUACUGACGUUCCACGAUUUCAGCCUGCAAAUACUUAGGGUUUCCAGUAGAGGUCAGGGUGACAUUGUCAGAUAUUUAGUAAACACGUUGACCUGAAUAGGAACCUUCCAACAUUUUCCUUACUAUCACAGACAAGACGUUUGGGUGGAAUUUGUUUGAUUUACUUUUUAAUAUGCAGAUGAAGCAUUGUAUAAUUAUUUUUGUUUCCCCUGGAUUUCAUCAGCAGCUUUGUAAAGUUUGAUGGUGAAUGUGUUGAGUUUCUUGAGAAACUGUGAAGAAUUGGAAUAGAGGAAAAACAGUGGGAACAAGAUGACCCUGAAGAAUUAAUGCUGCUGUUGAGACGGAUCUAACAACGCAGUCUGGGCUCCGUGCCAAAGGCUGGUAUUUCACAGCAGCGACCGCCUUACAGAUGAGCUGUGGGAAGCAGGAGGGAGACUCUCUUAGGGUGCCACUACUAUGGAGACACAGCUGGGCUGAACAAGAUUUGCUUCAAACGACAACAAGAGAGACAGAAAGUGUCUGGUUCGACCGCUGCCCAAGCAGGCAGUAACCAGAAGAGCUAGCAGCCAAUCCGGCCAUGCUGCACUGUUCGAAACCAGCUCUACAUCCCAGCCAAUCAGUGACAUCACUGGCUUGGAAAGUACUAUUUUCUGUAGAUGGUAGCAUCUGUCUGGUGUGAUGCCCCAUUCUUCUUGUGAUGCCACAUGCAGCACUGAGAAGUCCUGGCAAAUGGAAGAGGUAUCUUGCAAUAAGGUGUACAGCUGCCUUUCCGUUUUGCAGCAGGACCCUGUUUGCUGCUUCACAAGCCGCAGAGCAAGAGAAGCCAAGUUUAGGAGCAUGCAUAUUGUGAUAUCCUCAGUGAGAAAAGAAGGGUGCCGUAGAGAUAACAGCGAUUUCAAGGUUAAAGGCAGAGGUCACGGUGGUGCUGUGAAUUCCACUGGCUUCAGCUGUCUGCGUCAGACCCCAGGAGGAGACCUGAGGCUGGCUGCGUGCUGCGAGACGGGCUUUCACAUGGGUGAUGAAACCACGGCUUUUUUCUUAGCUGUGAUAGUGAGAAGUGCAUUGUAGCUGUAGAUCUGCUCCAGGUGCCCCACAAAGUAGCUGUCAUGAGGACUGAGCUGCAGGGAAUGGUGACAGUGUGGGACUUGUGGAUGUGCGUUCUGAUCCUCCUCCAGAUGCAGUGGAGCUUUCACUUCUCUCUUUUUCUGCUAUAAUGGGCUUACAGUGCAAUCCAACCCCUAAUUUCUUUUACAAUGCAUUCUGCUCAGGCCAGUGAAUUUUGCUUAACUGAUUAG